Zygosaccharomyces rouxii is the source of this 3258-nucleotide messenger RNA. RefSeq names its product DEAH-box RNA helicase PRP16 (gene PRP16). The transcript has a single exon. The coding region runs from base 1 to 3258 and encodes 1085 amino acids. Lineage: Eukaryota; Fungi; Ascomycota; Saccharomycetes; Saccharomycetales; Saccharomycetaceae. Gene Ontology annotation, molecular function: RNA binding; ATP binding. The record is from RefSeq and is a predicted model, not a curated record. Gene Ontology annotation, biological process: mRNA splicing, via spliceosome. Gene Ontology annotation, cellular component: intracellular anatomical structure; spliceosomal complex.
AUGUCUGAUGAUGAAGAGCUUAUCAGGUUUGUCCAAGAACAUAGAAGCUCGACGGUUACUUCAAAUUUUAUCAAGACGCUAAGGAAAUUGGUUGAGAACUGUCGAGGUGACUCUAACAAGUUUGUAGCUGGAUGCAAAGCUCUUGGUGGAUUUCAAGGUCAAGAUGAGUUUUUAGGGACAUUGUUUGUCAGAUUAAAUGGUAGAAAGGCGAUUCCACUGCCGCCUGUUAAGCGCAAGAUUCGAUUACAGUUGGAUUUAGAUGAAGACGAAGACGAAAAUGAAGAUGGAGAAGAGCAAGAUAUACCACUGUUCAAACCCAAGAGGAAUCCCUCGCAGUUCAAAAGGAUUGAUAAGAAUACUGCACAGAAACUGAAAGAGUUUAACAAGGAUGCUGCAGUGUUAAAAGAUAAGGAUAAGCAACAAAUAAGCACAACCACAGAAGAGGAUAAAUCUGGUACUUCAAUUGGUAUGCCUAAGCUUCAAGCAGUCUCUGAUAAUGAAGAGGAGGAUCAAGAAGAGUCUGGUAAUGAUACUGAUGGAUCUGUUGUUUCCGAAGAUUCUGUAGCCGAGGAUAGAGAAUGGUACAAUUAUGACGAUGACUACGGCAAUCCAGUGACAGAGGAACCAGCCAAAGACAUGGAUUUUAAGAACCCUGUACAAUCUUACAAAAAUUUCAAAAUGCCUACGACUUCGGUACAGUUGUACACCAUGCCCGUCAGUCAGAGAAAGCAGUUUUUACCUCCAUUUCUCAAAAAAAAUUAUCAGUUACAAGGUGUUACUGAUGCGACGAUCGUUGGUUCUUUCCUCGAUUCCCCUUUGAGUGGAUUGGUGAAUCCAUUUAAGAAUCCAGAUGGUGAACUGUCCGUCAGCGCCAAAAAGGGUAGUCAUUUAGUAGCUCUUCGACGUCUACAGAAGGAUAAGACUCAAAGAUCAAGAGAAGCCGCCGAUGUGGUGGGGACCGCACUAGGUGAUGUUUUGGGACUCAAGGAAAAGGACCAGAAUCAAACUGCUGUCGAUGUAUCUAAUGAUGCUACAGACCAAGAGGUAUCUUCAAGAGAGGAUAUUUUACAAGCUCGUAAAUCCCUCCCUGCUUAUGCGAUGAGAUCUCAAAUCAUACAAACGAUUAGAGAUAAUCAAGUGACUAUUAUUAUUGGUGAAACUGGGUCUGGUAAGACAACGCAGUUGGCUCAAUAUUUGGAUGAAGCUGGUAUUUGUCAAAGCGGUAAAUCUAUAGGAUGUACCCAACCACGUAGAGUGGCAGCGAUGUCUGUGGCUAAAAGAGUUGCAUUGGAAAUGGGUGUUGAAUUGGGUCAGGAAGUCGGGUACUCCAUUAGAUUCGAAGACUGUACUUCUAAUAAAACAAAAAUCAAAUUCAUGACAGACGGUAUACUUUUGCGUGAAGCAUUGAUGGAUCAUACUUUGGAAAAAUACGAUUGUAUUAUUAUUGAUGAAGCGCAUGAAAGGUCUUUAAACACUGAUGUCAUUUUGGGGUUGUUCAAAAGGUUACUGGCUAGAAGAAGGGAUAUUAAGCUGAUCAUAACAUCUGCUACCAUAAAUGCUACAAAAUUCGCAGAUUUCUUUGGUGGGGCACCUUUGUGCACUAUUCCAGGUAGGACUUUUCCCAUUCAAAUUAUUUAUUCUAAACAUCCAGUAUCCGAUUACGUGGAAGCCUCUGUCAUGCAGGCAAUACGUAUUCAUUUGUCGGCAGAUGUCGAUGCAGGUGACAUCUUAAUAUUCAUGACGGGACAAGAAGAUAUUGAGGCAACUAAUGACGCUCUACGAGAGAAAUUGACAGAGGUCUAUUCCAAGAGUAUGGGUAUAACCCGUUAUGAUGAGAUUAAUAAUGUUGAAAUCUUUCCUAUUUAUUCUGCACUGCCAGCUGAUGUUCAAAGUCGUAUCUUUAAGAAGUUGGAAUCUGGUAAGAGAAAGAUUGUGAUCUCUACCAACAUUGCCGAGACUUCUUUGACUAUAGAUGGUAUAAGAUACGUGGUUGAUUGUGGAUUUUCCAAGUUAAAAGUUUACAACCCGAAGAUUGGUUUGGAUAGUUUGACUAUUACUCCUAUUUCAAGAGCAAAUGCUGAUCAGAGAUCUGGUAGAGCUGGUCGUACAGGGCCUGGUACCGCUUAUAGGAUGUAUACCGAAGAUGCCGCCUACGAUGAUAUGUACAGCCAAGCAAUUCCGGAAAUUCAAAGAACUAAUUUGUCCAAUACGGUACUUCUUCUUAAGUCCCUACAUGUCGACGAUAUCCUAAAGUUCCCGUUUAUCGAUCCGCCUCCGUUACAGACUUUGUUGGCAUCGUUGUACGAAUUGCAUUUUUUGGGGGCACUGGAUAAUUUUGGUAAUUUAACUUCCUUGGGAACUGAAAUGUCCAAACUACCAUUGAGACCUUCACUUUCUAAGGCUUUGCUCAUUUCUGCAAGGAAUGGUUGUAGUGAAGAGAUGGUCACCAUCGUUUCCAUGCUUUCAGUUCCAAUCGUAUUUUACAGGCCUACAGAGAGACAGAAAGAGUCAGAUCAAGCUAGAAGCAGGUUCUUCGUUCCAGAAUCUGAUCAUUUAACGUUCUUGAACGUUUAUUCUCAGUGGAAGAGUAACAGGUAUUCUCAUAGAUGGUGUGGUAGACAUUUUCUUCAAUACCGGUCAUUACAAAGAGCUAGAGACAUCAGAGUCCAACUGGUCAAAAUUAUGCAAUCACAAGGAAUUCCAUUGGUUUCCUCGGGUACAGAAUGGGAUAUCGUUCGGAGAUGUAUUUGUUCGGGGUUUGCUCAUCAGGCGGCUAAAAUAUCAGGUUUAGGUAAAUAUGUCCAUUUGAAAACGGGGAUGGAAGUUCAGCUGCAUCCUACAAGUGCAUUAUAUGGGAUGGGUGAUCUUCCUCCUUUUGUUGUCUACAACGAGUUGCUCAUGACAACUAAGGAGUACAUUAGCUGUGUCACAUCGGUGGAUCCUUUUUGGCUAAUGGAUUAUGGUGGACUACUCUAUGACAUCAAGAGGAUUAAAGAAAUUGAUAAUAAUGAUGUAAAGGGGUUUUUCCAAUUAGUUGACGAACCGCAAGAGAGAGAGGAUGAACCUGAUGAGUUAGAUUUAAGGAUGAAGGAUUGUUUAGCCGCUAGAGAUAGAGUCAUUCGACGUCUUGAAGAAAGCGACAAGAAAUUUGCACAACAGAAUAGCGAUUCAUUACGUUCGUCAUCGUCAUCAUCGUCAAACAAGAGGGAUACCGAUAAAUCGGUGCAAAUUGGAUUCAAGAGACGACGUCCGUUUUAA